AUGAGAAGUCGUACUGGUGGUGGUAGCAGUAGCAGCAGUACUAAAGAAGUAGCAGUACCAGCAUCGACAAUAGUAAAACCAGCAGCCACAGUAGAAGUAGUACCAGCAAAGGCAGUGAUAAAACCUGUCACAGUAAAAGUAGCAGUACCAGCAACGGCAGUGAUAAAACCUGCCACAGUAGAAGUAGCAGUACCAGCAACAGCAGUGAUAAAACCAGCAAUAGAAGUAGCAGUACCAGCAACGGCAGUGAUAAAAUCAGCAGCCACAGAAGAAGUAUCAGCAAAGGCAGUGAUAAAACCUGCCACAGAAGAAGUAGCAGUACCAGCAUCGACAAUAGUAAAACCAGCAGCAACAGAAGUAGUAUCAGCAAAGGCAGUGAUAAAACCUGCCACAGAAGAAGUAGCAGUACCAGCAUCGGCAAUAGUAUAA
This is a messenger RNA of Ruditapes philippinarum (Manila clam), 429 nucleotides long. RefSeq lists its product as uncharacterized. NCBI's taxonomy places the organism in Eukaryota, Metazoa, Mollusca, Bivalvia, Venerida, Veneridae. The record is from RefSeq and is a predicted model, not a curated record. Bases 1 to 429 code for a protein of 142 amino acids. The transcript has 2 exons.